Messenger RNA from Drosophila busckii, 996 nucleotides. RefSeq lists its product as uncharacterized. The coding region runs from base 105 to 731 and encodes 208 amino acids. Lineage: Eukaryota; Metazoa; Arthropoda; Insecta; Diptera; Drosophilidae. The record is from RefSeq and is a predicted model, not a curated record. The transcript is spliced from 3 exons.
GAAACAUUUGUACAACACUAACUGCUGCUCUGUGAAAAGUAAAAUAAUUAGCUCAUUUUUCCUUACGCCCGCUGGCAAGAACCGAAAAAGUUAAUACAGUGAAAAUGUUUCUAGACGCACAUGGAACUCCCAAAGAGGUGACGCCUCAAAAUAUACACGAGUACAACUACCAUUUGCAUGGAGCAAUGCUUUUGACUUCAGCUGAUCAAGAGGUAUUCAUACCCACCCGUUGGCACGGCACCAUUUACAGCACCGAAGAGCUCUUGGACAACUAUCGCAAGCGCUUCAAGCCAGAUGCAACUCUGCUGACGUUUCAUGCCAUGGAGCCGUACGAGCCGGAAUUGAUUUGUUGCGAGCGCUGUGUGGUUGAAAUAACGGUACUGCCAGCCGGCCACUCUUUGACUAGCGGCUCCAACGUUGUUGUUUUUCUGGUGAAGAUAUACGAAGUGAAUACGCUGGUUACCAAAGAACUAGGCUCCGAGCUGAACUUCUUUCCCAACAAUCAUCACUACCACGUGCGCAUCAUGAACGAGGGCAUUGAUAUACUCUAUGUGGAUGAUCGCAACUACACCCCUGAGGCGCCAGUGGCCAUCAGCUAUCAUCACCAAUGCAUUCAGAAUCUGCUAAAGAAGCUUCAACCCUUGGGCGUUAAAGGACUUCUCGGCAAACAGCUGCCGGAUCAGCUGAACAACAUGUGCCGCAAGGUGGAGAACGCUAAACCCGAAAACUAAUGCCAUGCCAGAAGACCUCUCCCAAGUUAUUGCUGUUUGGUGAUUUGGCUUUUUAUUUUCAUUUUUUUGGGUGUCUAGUCUAAUCUGAUUCAGACACAUUAGUCGCAGUUGAGUAAGCGACCUGUCAAGGCUCACGCUUUCGCUCACACAUUUACUCACUACCUGUGUUCCUGUUAAUCGAAUUUAAAUUUGAGGCGGUCUUUAAAAUGUACAACUUUCAAAAUUCAAGACGCUAUAGCAAGGCAUGAAGAAUAAAAAAAAUUUA